GGCUGUAAGAAAUAAUAUUGGAUUAGUUUUUUAAGUAGUCGUACAUGUAAAUCUGAAUAAAGAUGAGGAAAAGAACCGUAAUAAUAAUAUCGGUGGUAGCUGCUAUAGUGGUAGCUGUAGGGUUAAGUGCUCUGAUAUGGUGGCUGGUGACACGCGAUGAUGGAGCAAUCACGAUCAUCGAUUUGGAAGGAGAAGGAUUUGAGGGUGUUUCACAAUACGCAGGUUUCACAGAAAUAUCAGGAACGGGAAACGUGUUUUGGUUGUUUUAUCCAACAAUCACAUUCUCACCAACAAAUAGACCUAUAAUUUUAUUUCUGGACGGAGUCAUAGGUAUUCCGCCGAGUCUUUGGGCAAAUUUUGGAAUGUUUGGACCUCUUGAUAUCAAUCUAAAUAUUAGGGAAGAUUCUUGGGUUAAUUCAUUCAACUUGUUAUUUGUGGAUGCACCCAUGGGCACAGGAUUUAGUAAUGUUCAACGUGAAAGCAGAAUACCCAGAACACUUGAUGGACAUGCCGAUCUUCUGGUGUCCAAUUUGGAGUCAUUUUAUUCUCGUCACAGAACUUACACGCACGCUCCUUUAUACAUCAUGGGUGAAGGCCAUGGAGCACAGCUGGCUCUGGCACUGGCUGUGAAGCUAACGGACACUAAUUUCAAUCAUAAUUUACAAGGUGUUAUUAUUGGUAACGGCAUAGUAUCACCAGCUGUAGCGCUUACUAAACUGGGAUUCUACCUUGAAGAACUGGCAUACAUCGAUGGCAAAGGCCGCGAAAUUAUCGAAAACUUUUCAAGCGAAACAAACACGAUGAUAUACAACGAAAACUAUGGAGAUGCAUUUGAUCACUUCUUGACUUUGGGUGAUAUCGUCAAUGACAACGCUGGUGCCAUCGCUGUCAACAUAGGUUAUAUCGUCGAAAAGUUGACCAAAGAACCAUCUACAAAUUCAAAUAAUUUCGGCAUGAAUAGUUACAUGCAACGUGCUUUGCGAUCCAAGUCUGAACUAUUUCAAUUUAUGGAAGAGACAGUGGCUCCAGCCUUGGGAAUCUCCGACGUGGAGUACGACAGCUCCAGGGGGGCCGCAUUGAACGCUUUCAGGGAUAUAUUAAUGGUGCCUUCUGUAGACAAAGUGGAAUAUUUACUAGAAAAUACGAACGUCUCAGUAUCGAUAUACAAUGGUAAUUUAGAUGCAGUAUCAAAUACUCCUGGUCAACUGGAAUGGAUAAAUAAUCUGGAAUGGAGUGGACAAAAUCAGUUCAUUAACAGUACCCGACAAACUCUUGUCGUCGAUAGAGUCGUGCAAGGAUAUUUUAAAGAAACAGCAAAGUUGAAAUUCUAUUGGAUCAAUGUGGCUGGGGUUUCAGUUCCAUUGGAUAGUCCACGUGCUAUGAGACGAGUUUUGGAACGAAUAACUGGCACGAACUAGUCAACUAUGCUAAUCCACAAUUAUUUAAUUUACUUUAAAAUAAAUAUAGUACAUACAUAACUAAUAUACGAAAGUUAGUAGGUAUAUAAAAUUUGAUUCUAUUAAAAACCCUAUGUAUAAACCCUAUCUAUGCAUGGAAUUAAUGGGUACUACGACGGAUUCGGUAUACAUUGCUGGUUUCUCAUUGCGGGAAAUAAAAGCACUCAUACUAACUACGCAAUGGAGCAAUCGCGUCGGUAUGUGUUCAGCGACAGUGUGGAGCUGGCAUACGGUACGGCUAAACCCCGAAGUGCGGCUAAUACAACUAGGUUUAGCGGGCUUAAUCUAGAUGCAGUUCUUUAUUGGGUAUCACAAAUAUUUUAACAAUAGGGCAUAUUACGCAAAGCUCAGCGCAGAUGGCGCUACUGGUACAACUAAGGUACACAAACAUUACCAAUGGAGGCAGAAAUGUUCGAUAUUGUUGCAGGUUUACGACAAAAAUACCUUCUACGCAAUCGUGGUGCGAGUUUAAACGAAAAAGGAAGAAUUUAGUGGAUUAUCCAUAAAAUAAUAACACUAUUUUAGGUUAUGUUCUGCAUUAUUUGGUCAACUGUGGUUAUAAAUUGAUAUAAACUUGA
Messenger RNA from Plodia interpunctella (Indianmeal moth), 2035 nucleotides. RefSeq lists its product as uncharacterized. NCBI's taxonomy places the organism in Eukaryota, Metazoa, Arthropoda, Insecta, Lepidoptera, Pyralidae. Gene Ontology annotation, biological process: proteolysis. Gene Ontology annotation, molecular function: serine-type carboxypeptidase activity. The record is from RefSeq and is a predicted model, not a curated record. The coding region runs from base 63 to 1418 and encodes 451 amino acids. The transcript has 9 exons.